AGCUUUUUCUUACUGCUAAACUCAGGAAAAACUGAAGUGAUUGUUAUCGGCCCCAAACACCUCAGAGAGACUUUUUCUAAUAAUAUAAGUACCUUAGACGGCAUUAGUCUGGCAUCCAGCACCUCGGCUAGGAAUCUAGGAGUCCUAUUUGAUCAAGAUUUAUCCUUCAAUUCCCAAAUUCAGCAAAUCUCAAGGUCAGCCUAUUUUCACUUGCGCAAUAUUUCUAAAAUUAGACACUUCCUAUCUCAGAGCGACGCAGAAAAACUAGUCCAUGCAUUUGUUACCUCCAGGUUAGAUUACUGUAACUCCCUCUUAUCAGGCUGCCCCAAUAAGUCUCUAAAGAUUCUUCAGCUAGUUCAAAACGCCGCAGCUCGAGUAUUGACUAGAACUAGGAAGAGGGAGCACAUUUCUCCAGUGUUAGCUUCUCUACACUGGCUCCCAAUAAAAUGUAGAAUAGAAUUUAAAAUCCUUCUUUUAACCUACAAAGCCCUUAAAAAUCAGACACCCUCGUAUCUUAAAGAGCUCAUAGUGCCCUAUAACCCCUCUAGAACUCUACGCUCCCAACAUGCAGGCUUGCUAGUUGUACCUAAAAUCUCUAAAAGUAGUGUGGGAGGUAGAACCUUCAGUUAUCAGGCCCCUCUCCUUUGGAAUCAUCUACCAGUCAGGGUCCGGGAGGCAGACACCCUCUCCACUUUUAAGAGUAGACUUAAAACUUUCCUUUUUGACAAAGCUUAUAGUUAG
Notolabrus celidotus (New Zealand spotty) is the source of this 741-nucleotide messenger RNA. RefSeq lists its product as uncharacterized. The record is from RefSeq and is a predicted model, not a curated record. The annotation marks the transcript as partial. The transcript has a single exon. Lineage: Eukaryota; Metazoa; Chordata; Actinopteri; Labriformes; Labridae.